AUGCUGGAGAUAAAGAAGGAUAUCAGUAGUGAUAAGAAAACUAAAAGACGUAGGGUUGCUCUGGCAUGCGAGGGCUGCCGUCAGAGAAAAACUCGAUGUGAUGGUAUUCAGCCGACUUGUGGGAUAUGUCAAAAAAGAAAUAUACCUUGUGUCUAUGGAAAGCGAUAUACAAGAGCACACGUAAGUGUGGAUUAUGUAAAAAGACUAGAAGAAAAAUUAGAUAUAUUAUCUAAUGAUAGGAAAUUUAAAUCUGAUACAGAUCGUUCCUCAUCUAUAGGAAGCAUACGAAACGUGAAAGAAGAAAGUCCACAUGAAGAUGAAGACGACGAUGAAGAUGAAGAUAAUUAUGAUGAGGAAGAAGCGGAGGUAGCAUCUGAAGCUCAAAUACAACCCGAUCUGAAGCAACAGAAUUCCAAGUUUCACCAAACAGAAAGUUCUGAAUAUUCGACCACUGAUGCUAUGGGAGCAGACUCAGAAACAAACCCGAAUGUGCAAACUAAGGAUAGGAGCUUUUAUGGUAGAUCUGCUGCAAUGUCUUUUAUGAAGGAACUUUUUAAAUCAGUGGAUGGUAGCAAGCUGAGUGAUGAGGAAGUUGACACGGCUAAGAAAUGUAAAUACAAGAUGUGUCGCUCCUAUAAACCAUCCAAUAAGAAUAUAGACAGCAUAAAACUUCCCCCAAGAAGUGUUGCCAAUAGUUACGUUAGAAAUUACUUCGACUAUGCAUAUCCUCUUUAUCCCUUUAUCCACAAGCCGACAUUUAUGGCUGCUUACGAGCGAAUAUGGUCAGCAGGGGGCGAUAGGUCAGAAAUUGAUGAAUUGUAUUAUUCGAUAGUGAAUUUGAUAUUUGCAUUUGGGUAUCGCUUAUCACCAACAGGAGAAUUAUUAGAGACAGAUGCCAAUGCCAAU
This is a messenger RNA of Debaryomyces fabryi, 906 nucleotides long. RefSeq lists its product as uncharacterized. Gene Ontology annotation, biological process: regulation of DNA-templated transcription; DNA-templated transcription. The transcript has a single exon. The record is from RefSeq and is a predicted model, not a curated record. NCBI's taxonomy places the organism in Eukaryota, Fungi, Ascomycota, Pichiomycetes, Serinales, Debaryomycetaceae. The annotation marks the transcript as partial. Gene Ontology annotation, molecular function: zinc ion binding; DNA binding; DNA-binding transcription factor activity, RNA polymerase II-specific.